AUGGAGCAUCUAUUGAUAUUUCACUCUCGCUUGCGAUAUUAUCACUGCGGUAAAGUAAGCAGUGAAGUAGUGUUCGAAUUCAGCAGCACAACCCAAGACUUGGACAUCCUUGAAUGUGGUGCCCAGAUCAAUGAGUCCGAACCCUCAGAAGAAGACGACACCGAAGGCGGUGUCCGUACAUAUGAAGAAAUCUGUGAAUCGAAUGAAGAAAGAGAAUCUCGAAGGCGAAAAACGUACAGAUUGUUGGAGUUGGCUCUUCUCUCUGCUUCAAUCUCUCCGAUUUCGUGA
Molecule: messenger RNA, 288 nt
Organism: Thlaspi arvense
Lineage: Eukaryota; Viridiplantae; Streptophyta; Magnoliopsida; Brassicales; Brassicaceae
Source: the annotation of a GenBank genome assembly